Molecule: messenger RNA, 465 nt
Organism: Strongyloides ratti
Lineage: Eukaryota; Metazoa; Nematoda; Chromadorea; Rhabditida; Strongyloididae
Exons: 1
Coding region: 1-465 (154 amino acids)
Source: RefSeq, a predicted model, not a curated record
AUGUAUUGUCAAAAAAAUUUCUACUAUAUAAUUCUUGGUUUUAUAUUUUGCUGCAGUAUUUUUGCACAAUAUGGACCACCAACUUAUGGAGGAUCUAGUUAUGGAUUACCUAACUCAAGACCAUCUAGUUAUGGAUCAUCUGGUAAUGCAUAUUCAAAUUAUCAAGGAUAUUCUAAACCUGAAAAUGUAAAUGUUGUAAGAACACAAACUUUGACAACAUACAAUAUGCCACAAAGUGCUUAUCCACCUUCUAAUUUUGGAUACUCUGGAUAUAACAAAUAUAGUCCAUAUUAUUCAAGAUAUUAUCCAGGUCAAAGAUUUAACAGUGGUCCAUAUAGUUCAUAUGGACAUGGACACAAUUCAUAUUUACCUAGUAGAGGACAUCACGGAGCUGAUCCUGCUGACAGAGCUGUUAUGGGAUUAGGAUUACUUGCAAGUUCUUUAAUCGGAAAAAAACACGCUUAA